Messenger RNA from Homalodisca vitripennis (glassy-winged sharpshooter), 3420 nucleotides. RefSeq names its product UDP-glycosyltransferase UGT5-like. Gene Ontology annotation, molecular function: UDP-glycosyltransferase activity. The transcript has 5 exons. NCBI's taxonomy places the organism in Eukaryota, Metazoa, Arthropoda, Insecta, Hemiptera, Cicadellidae. The record is from RefSeq and is a predicted model, not a curated record. The coding region runs from base 1819 to 3363 and encodes 514 amino acids.
AAAAUUGUUGAAUGAUGAAUUGGAAUUGAUAGUAAUAUGGCUCCCCUUCUUUUAGAUCGUUCACUAAUAUCAGAGAUGAAGUGGAAAUGAUCGGACAGAUAACCAGGAUAUUUGGUUUUGAUAAUUAAAUGUAGAAUAGAAAGAAUGUGGAAUUUACGUAGUUAAUGCAGUUUCAUCAGUGACAAUUGCUGAAAAUAUUGCGUAACGUGCUCAUGACGCCUGAGAUUAAAAAUAAAUCUUAUACAGUAGUUCUGAGCACGCUGGAGUCUGUUCGAUUGCUCAACGGUCAUGUCACUCAUCACAGUAGUCAAAGUGUGGUAGUAUAAGAGUCUUAAUGAGCAUCACUUUGACAUUGAAUGGCAGAUUCAAGGCAAACCGUUUCAAACCGUGGAUAACAGCAAAGACUCUUCUGCACGUUAUCGUAACUUGGUCAGUCCAUUUGAGAUUUCUGUUCAUAGUGAGUCCGAGAUUUGUCAGUUUGUUUUGGUAAUUUAGUCCACAACUGUUAGGUUUAAGUUUCAGUGCGGUAUCAAGAUUAGUUAGGUUUAUCAUUUUAGAGUUACCAACUAUCAUUGCUUGCGUUUUGUUUUCAUUUAGUUUCAGUCCUUGUUGUAUUGUCCAAAAGUUAAUGGCCUCAAUAUCCAAGUUGAGUAGUGACCCAAAAGUAGCUAGUUCGUUUGGUAAACAGUGAACGUAUAUUUGCAGAUCGUCGGCAUAGCGGUCCGUAAGUCGUAUAAUAUUACUAAUUGAUUAUAAUUAUGCAUUAAUUUUGGUCUCAGAAAGUUUUAGUCCACAAUCCUAAACAUACAACUUGAAAUCUACCAGAUCAUACUAUUUCUUAAAAUAUUUAGAUAAAUUCCUUUUCAAUACCUCCGAGGUUCUCUGCCGGGCUCCAAUUCAAUGUCAGGGCUAAAGGUUCCAAAUCACACCUCAGUUUCGUUUCAUAAUUUUCAUACUUGUAAUCACCUUCAACUAGUAACACAUAGUUAUAAUGUUAAAUAAAUAAUGUUAAAUUCUAUGUGUUUGUCAUUUUGUUUGAUCAAGCGUGUUAUUAGGGAUUAAUACUUCAUAGUUACAAGAUCGUUAGCUUAUUACCUACUGAGCAAAAAUAAUGCAACUCGUUAUUGUUUAUGAAAAUAAAUACUCAAGUAAUUAAAGAUUUUAAUUACGAAAAAUUAUUAAUCAUCAUUAUUAAGUCAAUGUGUAUCAUACAUAUACUUCAUCUACAUAAUAAAAACAAUCUUAAAUAAAAAUAAAAUACAUAAUCAGUUGAUUUUAUGAGACAAUUUCAUAAUUAUUGUUUACAUCUGAAAGAAAUACACGUUUAAUUAAAAAUAUAAUAGCAAUCAUAUAAAUCCCUCUUUACAAUAUCCUAUUACAACCUGAAUAUUAGGAAAUAAUGGUUUUAUUUAUUAGGAAACAAAGAUUUGUUUACAAUUAAUGCCAGAACAGGACAUUUUUGAAAGUUUAAAAGACAUUUGAUAAUGAAAAAAAUGUAUUCAAAUAAUUUAAUUGAGGGCGUUCAUGAUAAGAAAUAGUUACCUGUUCUAUAGUUACCGUAAUUGAGUACCAAUAAAAAACAACAACUCGUAGUGAAUGAAAUUGAAUUAGGUAGAAAAUAAUGGUUUUAAUGCUAAUCAGCAGUCCCAAGUAAGCGAUACAGACAGAGGUCGUUUAGCCAAGCGUCCGUGCGGUGUCUGCUCGUGAGUCAGUUGUGUGUAGCUGUAGUGCCAACAUCGCUGACUGUCACGCUCCUAAAUAUCACAUCCGUCCUUUCAACCUCCUCUCAGAAGUCGUUGUCUGUGUCAACCCUCAGAGAUGUUUAAGCUGCUAGUGUUCUCGUGUCUGUUCGGACAUGUUCUCUCUGCUAACAUCCUAGCAGUGUUCCCGCACACCGGCAAGAGUCACUUUGAUGUGUUCGAGCCACUGGUCCUGGCUCUUGCUGGGAGAGGUCAUCAAGUCACCGUCCUCAGCUUCUACCCCCAGAAGACCCCUGUGGCUAACUACACUGACAUAAGCCUCGUUGGGACUCUGCCUGUAUUCGUGAAUGCUCUGCAGUUCGACUAUCUGAAAGGUUCAACACUCAUCUUCGAAUUUACUUUCGUCAAUGGUAUUGGGCUCAGUGUUUGCGAGUCGGUAUUAACCUCUCCUCAAGUGAAAUCUCUGAUAAGUUCCGGCAAAAAGUUUGAUCUUCUGCUUGUCGAAUUGUUCAACAGUGAUUGCUUCCUCAGUUUGGUGGACUUUUUUAGUGCCCCCCACAUCGGCCUUUCUUCCUCCAUGAAUCUACCUCACCACAUUCCUAGGGUAGGAAACCCAGAUAGUUUUUCCUUCUCGAAUAACAUUUUACUUCCGAUAAAACCACCCUUCAGCUUCCUUCAAAGGUUACAGAACGUGGUCUACACACUCGGCAUGCGCUUGGGAAGGACGCACUACUAUUCUGUACUAGAGCAGAAGCCUAUCCGUCAGGUAUUUGGCCAUGAGGUGGAUCUCGAGAGGGUCGCUCACAACGUAAGCCUAGUAAUGACGAACACUCACUACAGUCUACAGGGCGCACGCCCCCUAGUUCCUGGGUACAUAGAAGUCGGUGGGCUACACAUUCUCCCUCUCAAACCCAUCGUUAAGGAUCUGGACAAGUACCUGAAUGAGUCCACAGAGGGCGCUAUCCUGUUCUCGAUGGGUUCGGUGCUCCAGUCCUCCUCAUUUCCUCCCGCCAAGAGACAGGCUAUCAUGGACGCCUUCGCAGAGUUGCCAGUCCGUGUCGUCAUGAAGUGGGAGGACGACACCCUGCCGGGGAAACCUGACAAUGUACGGCUCAGCAAAUGGUUGCCCCAACGAGACAUCCUAGCUCACCCGAAAAUCGUCGCAUUCAUGGGACACGGCGGCCUGCUGUCCACCAGUGAGGCGGUGUACUGCGGGAUCCCCAUGGUGUUGAUCCCCAUGUUCGGUGACCAGCCCAACAACGUGGCCCACCUCGCCGCCUCUGGGGCAGCUGUAAAGCUGUCAUACAAUGAUAUUACGAAGGAAACCGUGUUGAAGGCUCUGCGUGCAGUUUUGUAUGACUCAAGGUAUAAAGAAAGUGCAAAGCUUCUGUCAGAGCGAUUCAGGGACAGGCCAAUGUCUCCACUGGACACGGCGGUAUAUUGGACAGAGUAUGUCCUGAGACACAAUGGUGCCCGCCAUCUCCGCUCUGCAGCUGUGGAUAUGCCGUGGUAUCAGCUUUGGCUGCUAGAUGUCGCGCUAGUGCUGCUGGCUGGCCUAGCCUCUGUACUGUUUGUGGUGUUCUGGCUCGCUCGGCGAGUCGCAAAUUUCAUCAGCCGUCGGCUCUACCCACACCAGCUUCGGCAGAAGCAGAAGAGAGAGUAGCGAUAGUAAUAAACAUGUUGUAAUAUGCAUUAAUUAUAAAAUUUGUUUAUUUUUAUA